AUGAUGAUGAGAGUCGAAAACGAAACGCCUCGAAAGAGGAAACAUUCCCAGAGCCUUUCUGAUUCCUCGUUGUCUGCCGAAGAAAUCCAGAAAACGCCUUCCAAAAGUAAUCCAGCCAGCGACGGAAGAACGAAAAAGUUCGUGAAGAGCACACCAGUGAAGAAGAUCACUUUGGAGGAGACAAUUUUAGACACUUACGGAGAGGAGGAACAAGCGGCUCGCAUACAUUUUGAACGCACAUUCUACGAGCGUUCACUUACCGACGAAUUCAUGGCUCAGAAGCCAACAACAUCGUCAUCCGAAUACGAUGCCGCUGGCUCUACUCAGGAAAAUGCUGUGGAAUCGGGAUAUGACGCAGAUGAGUCUCAGGUUUCCGAAGCAAAUUGCUCUCAAACCGAAGAAGAUAAGAAUGAUUAG
This is a messenger RNA of Caenorhabditis briggsae, 417 nucleotides long. The transcript has a single exon. The coding region runs from base 1 to 417 and encodes 138 amino acids. Lineage: Eukaryota; Metazoa; Nematoda; Chromadorea; Rhabditida; Rhabditidae. The record is from RefSeq and is a predicted model, not a curated record.